AUGGGUGAUCGAUAUAAUAUUCAUAGUCAACUUGAACAUUUACAAUCGAAAUAUGUUGGUACGGGACAUGCGGAUACGACAAAAUGGGAAUGGGCAUCAAAUAUUCAUCGCGAUACAUAUGCAUCAUAUUUAGGUCAUUUUGAUAUGCUCAAUCAUAUAGCUUUAUGUGAAAAUGAAAGUAAAGCACGUGUUAAAUUUCUAUUACUGAAAAAAAUGAUUCAACCAUGUGGACCACCUCAUGAAAAAAUGGAUGAAAGUAUUAAAGAGAUUCAUUUUCUUCAAGAUUCUUCAAUGAUGUCAACAAUUGAAGGUGAUAAAACCAUUCUGAAAACAACCAAUUCUGACGAAACAGAUUCUAGCUCUGCGGGUGCCAGUGGUGAUUCUGAAGCUAAUGGAAAAAUUGUUUUUCUUCUUAAAGCAGUAGGUGGUGCACCAAUAUUGAAAAAGAAAAAAUGGGCAUUGCCAAGAUCAAAAACUAUUGGUCAUAUUGCUGAAUUUCUAAAAAAAUAUAUGCAAUUAGAUGCUGAACAGCAAAAACAAUUAUUUCUUUAUGUGAAUCAAACUUUUGCGCCCGCAUUUGAUACAACAAUUGGAGCAGUGAAUGAUUGUUUUAAUAGUGAAGGAAUUCUUGUUUUACAUUAUACAUUAACACCAGCAUGGGGAUAA
Messenger RNA from Rotaria socialis, 666 nucleotides. The record is from the annotation of a GenBank genome assembly. NCBI's taxonomy places the organism in Eukaryota, Metazoa, Rotifera, Eurotatoria, Philodinida, Philodinidae.